ACCCCUCUUCCUUCUAUCCCACUCCUCCUCCCCUUGGUGUAUUUCCUUGCUCACUUGGGGUAUAUGAUUGAUGCCAACCAAGGACCAAUGGAGCCUGGCAAAGGGAAAGCAAUGAAGGAGAAGCCAUCUGUUUAUAAUCAUGGCAAGAAGGUGGGUGUUGCUUUCUCUUCUUGGAGCAGAUCAAGGGAAGAGAACCUAGUCUUGGCCCAGAGACUGUCCCAGGAGAUCCCUCAAAACGUGGCUUCAUUCCUGUAUACUGGUGACUCUUGGGAACUGAAGCAGGCCAACUGCUCUGGGCGCUAUGAGUUGACUAGCUUGGCUGGAAAGUCUCGCUUGGCCUCACACCCCUCAUUGCACGGAACUCUGGAUACUCUCCUCCAGACAAUCAACUUUCUCAACAUGAUUCUGCAGAGCAAUAAAUCCCGUGAACAGAACUUGCAGGAAGACAUUGAAUGGUACCAAGUUUUGAUCCGAAGCCUGCUGGAGGGAGAUCCCAACAUCUCCAAGGCUGCCAUCACCUUCAGCCUAGAGCCCUUGUCCUCUGUCCCUCAGAUCUUUCUCCAAGCCAGUCGGCAGAAUAGCCAGAUCCUGCUGCAGGACUUAUCUUCAGUGGCUCAUCAGUUGGCCAAUGUGUCUAGUGAAACUGAGUGGUUCCAUAGUCUGAAACGCAAGUGGAGGCCACAUCAACAUCGGAAGACCUCAAAUCCUGGCUCUAAGGCCCAGGAAGGCAGCUUGAAAAAAAGAAAUGGUCAUCACCCUGCAGAGAAAAGUCAUAUCAAGUGGUCUUCCCCAUACCUGGAGUGUGAAGAUGGAAAUUACAAACCUACCUGGCUAGUAACAUUGUCUGCUGCUUUUUAUGGGUUGCAGCCAAAUCUCCCUCCUGAAUUCAGGGGUGUUGUGAAAGUUGACAUAAAUCUACAGAAAGUGGAUAUUGAUCAAUGUUCAAAUGAAGGCUGGUUUUCAGGAACUCACACAUGCAAUUUAAAUAAUACUGAGUGUAUACCAAUUAAAGGCCUGGGAUUUGUGCUUGGAGCCUACUCAUGCAUUUGUAAGACUGGAUUCUAUAAUCCCAAAAUAUUUUCAAUGAACAUCUUUCACAGAAAGGAUGCUGAGAGCCAUUUUUCUAGGAGUGAGAUGGCUGAGGAUUUGUACACCUGCUUGCCCUGCAGGGAAGGAUGUUCUGACUGUACAGAUGAUACUCCCUGCUAUGCACAGGAGGACCACUAUUUACGACUUGCUAUCAUCUCCUUCCAAACUCUCUGUAUGCUGUUGGACUUCAUAAGCAUGCUGGUGGUCUACCGUUUUCGCAAGGCAAAGAGCAUCAGAGCAUCAGGACUUAUUCUACUGGAGACUAUCCUAUUUGGAUCACUGCUUCUUUAUUUUCCGGUUGUCAUUUUGUAUUUUGAGCCGAGUGUUUUUCGGUGUAUUCUCCUAAGGUGGGUUCGUCUUCUGGGAUUUGCUACAGUUUAUGGAACAGUCACACUCAAGCUGCACAGAGCUUUGAAGGUGUUCUUUUCUCGAACAGCUCAGCGCAUUCCAUAUAUGACAGGUGGGCGCGUGAUGAAGAUGCUGACUGUGAUGUUUUUGGUUGUGGUGUGGUUUCUGACGGGCUGGACUUCAGCAGUCUGUGAAAAUUUGCAACGAAAUAUUUCACUCAUCGGCCGAGGGCAAACAUCGGAUCAUCUGAUCUUCAAUAUGUGCCUGAUAGACCGGUGGGAUUACAUGAUGGCUAUUGCUGAAUUUUUAUUUCUCUUAUGGAGCGUUUAUCUCUGCUAUGCAGUGCGGACAGUACCCUCGGCGUUUCACGAGCCACGUUAUAUGGCUGCUGCAGUUCACAUUGAGCUCAUUAUCUCUGCUAUAUUCCAUAUAAUUAGGUUCAGUCUUGCUUCAAGACUCCAGUCUGAUUGGAUGCUGAUGCUAUUCUUUGCGCACACACAUUUGACUGUGACAGUCACCGUUGGGUUACUUCUGAUUCCAAAGUUUUCCCAUUCAAACAACAAUCCACGAGAUGAUUUGGCUACUGAGGUCUAUGAAGAUGAGCUCGACAUGGGAAGAUCUGGAUCUUAUCUCAAUAGCAGUAUCAAUUCAGCAUGGAGUGAACAUAGUUUGGAUCCAGAAGACAUUAGGGAUGAAUUGAAGAAAUUGUAUGCCCAGUUGGAGAUCUAUAAAAGGAAAAAAAUGAUCACCAACAAUCCACACCUCCAGAAAAAGAGAUGCUCAAAAAAAGGUUUGGGUCGCUCAAUCAUGAGACGAAUUACUGAAAUUCCUGAGACUGUCACUAGGCAAUGUUCACGGGAAGAAAAGGAUUUUCUGGAACAUGGGAGUUCCAAAAACAUUGCCAUGGCAAGGAAAAAUCCACCAGAUUGUAGUGGACACAUCAAACCAAAAGAGGACUCUUUGAGAAACAGAGUUUUCUCCUUAAAAAAGUCCCACAGCACAUAUGACCAUGUCCGAGACCCAACUGAAGAGUCAAAUAGCUUAACCACAGAAAGUGGGGAGGUUAUUUCAAUUGCAGAGACAUCAUUAUUGGAUUGUCUUUCUGAAAACAAAGCAACCCAAAAACCUAUAGAAAAAACUGAAGCUGUGUCUACCGAAAAUGUCCCCUUGGUGUGCAAAUCUAUGAGUGCUCACAACUUAAGUGCAGAUAAGAAACCUCUCCAUCCAAGAACGUCUGUGAUACAGAAAUCACUUAGUGUUAUUGCCGGUGCCAAAGAGAAAACUGUGGGGUUAGGAGAGAAAACGCAAAAUGAAGAAAGUGUCAAGUCUCACAAGUCUCAACCAAAGAGCAAAGAGGUCAGCAAAAAGCACUCCAGCUCUGAAAAGGCUGACCAUAAAGAUUCCUAUCGAAGAAAUUCAACCCAAGCUGAAGAGUCAAAGAAGCCUCAUAAAUCUGGGAUAAUGAAACAACAAAAGUCCAUUCUCGAUGCAGGGGCUGGCAAAUGCCUGCUGAAGACAAGUAUUGACAUAGAAGAAAUUUGCCCUUGGGAAAUAUAUGACCAGACUCCAGAGACUGGACUUUCUGAUUCUAAAACUCAAAAGCAUGUCUCUAUUGCUUCCUCUGACUCAGAGACUCUCCACCCUUCUCAAACAAAGGGCCAACCUCAACCUAAGACUACUGAAGAGUACCAGAUACCCCUUCAAAAGAACACUGAGAAAGCGGACGUGACUCCUUGGGAGAUUCAAGAAGAACAUGAGGUGGAAGAAGGAGAAAAUUGGAGUCCCAAAACUCUGCAAGGGGUUUCUGGGACAAAAAGUGAAAAUAUUAGUAGCAAACAUUAUACAGAGGGUAUUUGUGCUGAAGAUUCCAAGGGCAUGCCCCACAAAACGACCAUUCAAGCCACAGAGAAAGAUUUCACCAAUAAACUAGGAAUUCAGACAAAACAUGCAUCUUCCUCUCCACCAGGAAAUGCAUUUCCUUCUAAUCCUGCUAGAUCGGCAACUAAUAAUUCACAGAAACCUUUAAUGUCUCGUGUGGAAAUCUGCCCUUGGGAGUAUGAGGGGCCAGAAUUACCAAAAGCAGAAAGAAACACAGCUUUAUCAAAUGCAACCAACUUAAGCUCAAAUAAAACAGAGGUGCAUCAGAAAUAAGAAGAAAGACUGUGAAAAAGAGAUGCCA
Messenger RNA from Thamnophis elegans (Western terrestrial garter snake), 3616 nucleotides. It is a transcript of the gene GPR158, whose product is annotated as G protein-coupled receptor 158. NCBI's taxonomy places the organism in Eukaryota, Metazoa, Chordata, Lepidosauria, Squamata, Natricidae. Gene Ontology annotation, biological process: G protein-coupled receptor signaling pathway. Gene Ontology annotation, cellular component: membrane. The annotation marks the transcript as partial. The transcript is spliced from 12 exons. The record is from RefSeq and is a predicted model, not a curated record. Gene Ontology annotation, molecular function: G protein-coupled receptor activity.